AGCUCACAAACAUGAACGAGGUAAUCACAAAAGUUAGUUUAUGUAUGUCAUAAACUAACAUGAGUCACUCUCAGAGUCCGAGAUAAUAAUACUUUUUGCUGCUCUUCUAUUACCGCGCCAAUUGUGGCGAGUAGUAUGGCGAGAGCAGUGUUGCGCGACCGCGACUCCGCGCGCGGAUAUAUACCGCGCCGCCAGACACUGCACAUCACUCAUCCACUGUCGCCGACCGCAGACAACAACAUGAGAGCUUUUGUAUUAAUCUGCACUCUGGUGGCGCUCGCCUCAGCCGGCGAUGUCCGUGAGAAGCGCGGCUUCCUCGGCGGAUACAGCGGUGGGAUCGGAUACGGCGGCGGAUAUGGCGGAUACAGUGGCGGAUAUGGCGGUUACGGAGGUGGACUCGGUGGUAUCGGGUACAGCAGCUACUCCGCUCCCGCUGUGGUCUCCGUCAACAAGGUCGUGAACGUCCCCAGAGUAGUUAGUGUACCCCAGGUCGUAUCUGUCAACAAGGUAGUCUCCCAGCCUCAGGUGGUCACUGUCAAUAAAGUUAUCUCCAGCGGUAUCGGUGGAUACGGCGGCGGAUUCGGUGGGUACAGUGGCGGAUACGGAGGAUACAGUGGCGGAUACAGUGGUGGAUACGGAGGCGGAUACGGUGGCGGAUACGGAGGCGGAUACGGCGGCGGAUACAGCAGUGGAUGGUGGUGAACACUCUAGUCAGCUUAGUGUUCUAAUUUAAUUAUUGUAAGAAUACGUGUACCUGAAAUCUAAAUAUAAACAUAAAUUUUA
This is a messenger RNA of Bombyx mori (domestic silkworm), 783 nucleotides long. RefSeq names its product cuticular protein glycine-rich 26 (gene CPG26). The record is from RefSeq and is a predicted model, not a curated record. The transcript has 3 exons. Lineage: Eukaryota; Metazoa; Arthropoda; Insecta; Lepidoptera; Bombycidae. Bases 136 to 702 code for a protein of 188 amino acids.